CGCGGCACUCUUUUGGUUGUACAGCGAUCUGGCGUAGAAAGGUUGUGGAGCCUCAGUUGAUAUGCUGUUGUUAAAUGGCUUGAUGGGAAGCAGGUGUGCAGUCGGGGAGGAAGCACAGCUGAUUGCAGCAGGACGGCCUUACAUGGACAUGGAGUAAAGCACCUCCUGACGCCUCCUCACUCCCAAACACUCCACCUCCUCUGCCACUAAUGUCCCUCCGACCGAGAGGAGCAGCAAAACGCAGGAGCAGAUAAAGGCAAAUUAGAGAGGGGGUAAGAAAAAAAAAUCAGCAGAAAGAGAAAGAGAGGAAGAAGACAUCCAUAAUCUCCACUUAGAGGCAGGGCGGCCAUUCUGUCUAUCUUGCAACUUCAGGAACCAUCAUCACAAUUUAAUAAGAAUUUGAAAGGCUGCGGUGCUGCAACAAAUCCGUCUUCAGAGGAGAGAGAGGAAGCAGACACAAAGGUUUUAACGCUUUCCUUCCUGGAUUUAUAUAUAUUUUUUGGUACCUUUUUGUCUUAAGUCCCAGCAGCAAUAAACCUGUGACGGCAAUAUCAGAUUGUUAUUAUUCCACACAUGAUCUGCUCGGCUAGGACUGCUGAGAGUUCAAGAAAUUAUGUUUUCCUACCAGGAGAGUCUGUGUUGUGAAGUGGAACAUUUUGUUAUUUAGGAGGACAGGACGUUCGCUUUGCAGGCGGAAAGUUUUGCAAAAGUAUCCAAAAAAGGAAAUAUAUUUCCAUCUGAUUCCUGAGGGUUUUAUUGAAGUGCCUGUUUACCCUGAGGAGCGUCUUGCAGGCCAAGAGGACUUUUCCAGGAAGGCUCUGCACACCUGGAGGAAGUCGGAAACUCGUCAGAAUAAAACACGGACCACUCUCAGAUGCAUCGUCUUUCUCCCUAUUUAAUGCCAUAUUUUUCAUGGCUUGACACCUAACUGACGCCUCCCUCCUCCCCCCUUCCUCCCCCUUCAACAUGUCCGCCCACCUCCUAUCUCGCCACCCAAAGAAGUGAGGCGUUAGCUACCUUCCCUCAGGUUCAUUAGCUCCACUUCAACACAGCAGUCGACUCUCUCCAGGUGGAGCGUGCUGAUGCAAGAUGGCGGCCGGCGUGGCGACGUGGCUGCCGUUCGCUCGGGCGGCGGCGGUGGGAUGGCUCCCGCUCGCCAAGAAGACGAUGCCCAAACCUCCCAUCGACAACUCGUCCAAAUCAGAUGAGAUCCUGUACGUCAACGUGAGCGGGGUCCGGUUCCAGACAUGGAAGAACACUCUGGACCGUUACCCGGAGACGCUGCUGGGCUCUUCAGAAAAAGAGUUUUUCUACAACGAGGACACUCAGGAAUUCUUCUUCGACCGAGACCCCGAAAUGUUCCGGCACAUUCUGAACUUUUACCGCACAGGGAAGCUGCACUACCCGAGGAACGAGUGCAUCCAGGCCUUCGACGAGGAGCUGGCCUUCUACGGCAUCGUGCCCGAGAUCAUCGGGGACUGCUGCAUGGAGGAAUACCGGGACAGGAAAAAGGAGAACCAGGAGCGCCUGGCGGAGGACACGGAGGCCAACGAGGGGGUUGACGCCCCGCUGCCCCCCAACAGCACCUCCAGGGAGCGGCUGUGGCGAGCUUUCGAGAACCCGCACACCUCCACCAUGGCUCUCGUCUUCUACUACGUCACCGGCUUCUUCAUCGCCGUGUCGGUCAUCGCCAACGUGGUGGAGACGGUGCCGUGCCGGCCGCCCUUAGGCAGCGUGAAAGAUCUGCCGUGCGGCGAGAAGUACAAGGUCCCCUUCUUCUGCAUGGACACGGCCUGCGUGCUCAUAUUCACCUUCGAGUAUCUGAUGCGCCUUUUCGCUGCGCCCAGUCGCUGCAAUUUCAUGCGCUCCGUGAUGUCCGUGAUCGACGUGGUGGCCAUCAUGCCGUACUACAUCGGCCUGGUGAUGCCGGAGAACGAGGACGUGAGCGGCGCCUUCGUCACGCUCCGGGUUUUCCGCGUCUUCCGCAUCUUCAAGUUCUCGCGCCACUCGGCGGGCCUGAGGAUUUUGGGCUACACUCUGAAGAGCUGCGCCUCAGAGUUAGGCUUCCUGCUGUUUUCUCUCACCAUGGCCAUCAUCAUCUUCGCCACCGUCAUGUUCUACGCCGAGAAGGGCACCAAGGGCUCCACCUUCACCUCCAUCCCCGCCUCCUUCUGGUACACCAUCGUCACCAUGACCACGCUCGGGUACGGAGACAUGGUUCCUAACACCAUCGCCGGGAAGAUCUUCGGCUCCAUCUGCUCGCUCAGCGGCGUGCUGGUGAUCGCUCUGCCCGUCCCCGUCAUCGUGUCCAACUUCAGCCGGAUCUACCACCAGAACCAGAGGGCGGACAAGAUGAGGGCGCAGCAGAAAGUGCGUAUGGCUCGGAUCCGCAUGGCGAAGAGAGGAACAGCCAACGCCUUCCUCCAGUACAAAGAGGACCGAAACAUCGGGGACCCUGACGGCUGUGUGAAGAACAGAUCAGCGUUCGACCAACAACACAACCACCUGCUGCACUGUCUGGAAAAAACUACGAACCAUGAGUUCACCAACGAGAUGAACUACAGCGAGCUGUGCAUGACGGAGUCGGUGGGCUUUAAGACGAGUCGCAGCACGUCCCUCUCCAGCCACCAGGGGGCGCAGAACAACUCGUCCGGCUGCUGCCCGCGCCGCGCCCGCCGCCGCGCUGCCAUGAGGCUCGCCAACUCCACCGUGUCCGUGAGCCGGGGCAGCGUGCAGGAGCUGGACACGCUGCACCUGAAGACCACCUGCAUACCCCCUCAGACCCGCUCCAGUCUGAACGCCCAGAUGUGCGACAUGAAGCUGAACUGCGGGGAUCCGGACUUCACGGCCGCCAUCAUCAGCAUCCCAACCCCCCCCGCCAACUCCCCCGACGAGAGCCUCCCCCCCUCGCCCGCCCCCAUGCUGGGCAUCCUGAGAAACACCCGGGCCACGGCCUACAUCCAGGACUCCGUCAAGAUCUCCUCCUUAUAACCUCCGACCUCCUUCCUCCUCCGUUAGUAACCCACUCUUCCCUACCUCCUAUUCCCUAAUAACCUCCAUCUGAACCCCUGAUCCUGAACGCAGGGCACUGAGGCGGAGAUCUUGGGGCGAAAUACAGAUACUUUGGGUUUUCUCUCACUUCCUUUUCCCUUUUUUUGUGGAUUAAUGGAGAUAAGCUUGAGAAAAAGUGGUAGAAAAUAAAGGAAAAGACGCAAAACUGGAGCUAGGAAAUCAACUUAAGGGAUGAACUAAUAGGUUUUUUUCUGGAUCCUUCCCUUAUGCAUUUUGCCCCGUCACGCACCCCCUCCCCUGCACAGUGUGGACCCUUUGAAUCUCAUUGCACAAAUCUCGCUGGGGUUCAAACGACAGAAAAGAAGCCAAGACUCCCAAAGAAAACAUUUAGCGUCCCGAAACAUGUGACAUCGGGUCGAUUCUGAGUGCCACUGAACGUAACGCUUUACAAUGGGGAACGAAAUGACCCAAAGGAAGACAAGUUGACGGGUUGGUCUCAGAAACAAAUCUGAAGGACUGUCGGACUAGACUCACCUGUGAUUGGAACAAGACGAUCUGUAGACAACCCAACAACCCUCAGCGGCUCCUUUAGCUACAACUACUUUACUUUGGAUGUUUUAGGUUGCGGGGAAAUACGUGAGAGGAAAACCAAAACACGUACGGAUCGGUGUUUUGGCUUUAUUCCAAGCAGGAUGGUUUCGAAAGACCUUUGAGCCUGAGUGCAAUGACAACAAUACUCAGUUGGACCUCUUAAGCUUGAAAUGUACAGGAUGGAGGUUGAGAAAAAACCCCAAAUAUCUACAAGAAGAGGAUGAAACAUGAAUCCCAAAUCCGAUGGAGUUCAGGAGUAAUGGAUGGUCUCUUCACUGGCUCUGGUUCAGCAGCUGAAGCCCCUUCUGGUCACAUUUUAAGGAGAAGUAAUGAAACUUUGAUCAGAAUCCAGAUGGACGACGGGGGAAGAAACUUGAAAAUGUGUGGAACCAGACGCUGCUAAAAACGCAUGAAUAUCAAACUGAUGUCUGCCGAGCCUUUUCACAUCCCUACACUGAGCUGAUCUGAACUCUAAGAAGCUGAAUCGAGCAAAAACUGAGCAGCGCUGGACUGGGUUUUUCUAAAAAGGGACUUAAGAUUCUGGGCUGGAUUCAUCUGGUCUGAGAUGGACUCGUCUGGUCUGGCUGUAGCUUCUCACUGACGUCCAGACCGGGGAAGCCUUUUACUUUUUCAAAAUAUGCAACAUUACAACAAGCAGGAAAAAUAGCAUCAACAAAUGAACAUAGUAAUACCAAUAAUAAUAAUGUGUGUGUUAUAAAAGAAACUACAGUAAUUAUUGCAGGGAAAGUAAAGCAACGUAGACAUCCUCUUGUUGUUCGAUCUCUUCAGAGAGAACAGGACGAGUUCUCUGCAAUACAUUAAUGCAGCGGGAGAGGAAACAAAACGCCGAAAUAUCCUCAGCGAUGUCAGCCGGUGACGUGCAUUCUGGGUAAAAAAGAGUUGUUUUUAACUUAAUCAUGAAGGUGGUGAAGAUCCAUCUGCAGAAGUUGACAUCAAAGUCACUUAUGUAUUUAUAAUGGGUGCUCCAUCUUGAGCGUCAGCAGUGGAAAGUAACCCCUUAAUAUGAAGAGCUACGCAUGUGAAGUGUGCAAAGACAGGAGCGUUACUUUAGGCGUGCGCCCUCAUACCAAAAUGCAGAUUUCACCCGUAAAAUGCUAAAGUGAUGCCAGAAAACAAUAUUUCUGUUCAUCAAAAAUGGUAUAAUUACUGUCAAAUUGUGUCAAAUAGAGCGUCCAGUAGGUCUGCAGCAGGCUGACACUGAAACUGAUAUUUCUGAGUUUCUUUUACUGUCCUUUUCUCUGUAGAGGAAGUAGAGAAACCGUAACUCGAGAUUUCUUUGAUGUUUGAGGUGCAAUAUAUGACUCAGCGGUUUUAAGACAUGAAGACACUUUUAUUUUCAGCUUCGCUCUAAUGCAGGAGAGUCCAAACUUUAAAGUUAUAAGUUAGCAAAAUCAAUCCAAUGUAGGUCAUUUGUUGGAGCAGGGUAUAUCUCGUGCACAGAAAACAUCAAGUUAAAUGUAUCUAUAUAGCACAUUUAAAACAACCUCAGUGGACCAAAGUGCUUUCCUGUUUUAAAAUAAGACAAUCAGAAAUCAAUAAAAGAUUAAAGACAUCAUUGUACACGGGUAAAGAUAGAUCAAACGAAAAUAAAUACAAUAAACGUUACAGUAUAAAUCAAUUAAAACCAAGAUAGCUUGCUGGGGCUGAACGCCAGAGGAGACAUGGGUUUAGUAUGAAGUAAAGCUACUUUAAAGAGUCCUCUCCUGCUGAUGUUCAGGUGUAUAUCAGUAUGUAGUGUCUCUACUUUAAAGAGUCCUCUCCUGCUGAUG
Messenger RNA from Gymnodraco acuticeps, 5393 nucleotides. It is a transcript of the gene kcnd1, whose product is annotated as potassium voltage-gated channel, Shal-related subfamily, member 1. Gene Ontology annotation, molecular function: protein binding; A-type (transient outward) potassium channel activity. Lineage: Eukaryota; Metazoa; Chordata; Actinopteri; Perciformes; Bathydraconidae. The coding region runs from base 1090 to 2991 and encodes 633 amino acids. The record is from RefSeq and is a predicted model, not a curated record. The transcript is spliced from 9 exons. Gene Ontology annotation, biological process: potassium ion transmembrane transport; protein homooligomerization. Gene Ontology annotation, cellular component: membrane; voltage-gated potassium channel complex.